AACCUGGUCUUACGUUUGCUUGAACCAGGUCGGCACUUACGUUGAAAGAGAACCAAGCGCUCCCGGUGCGUAGAUAUCUGUCAGUGAAAAAAGUUCGUAGUGACACUCUAACAAUGAGCGAAUUGAAUUUACUUAAAGUGUCACUGUAUGUUGGUGACUUACAUCCAGAGGUAACAGAAUCUCAACUUUAUGACAAGUUCGUGAAAAUUGGACCAAUUGAAUCUAUUCGUGUCUGUCGAAACGUGCUAACUAAGAAGUCUCUCGGUUAUGCUUAUGUCAACUUUCAAAAUUAUUUGGACGCUGAAAAAGCAUUGGAUACAUUGAAUUUCGAAGCAAUUCUUGGCCGACCAAUGCGUUUAAUGUGGUCACAAAGAGACCCAUCCCUUCGUAGGUCUGGUAAGGGUAACGUUUUUAUUAAAAAUCUUGACUCCAGUAUCGACAAUAAAUCUCUACUUGACACUUUUUCAGCAUUCGGUUGUAUUCUGUCUUGUAAAAUAAUUUCUGAUGAAACUGGUUCAAAAGGUUAUGGGUUUGUUCAUUUCGAAGAAGAAAAGGCAGCAGAAGAGGCCAUUAACAAAGUCAAUGGCAUGUUACUCAACGGAAAGACAGUUUAUGUGGCAAAAUUUAUUCCCAAGAAAGAUCGUUUGAAAGAAAAAUACAAGUUUAGUAAUGUUUAUAUAAAAAAUUUCGGAACAGAUUUGGACGAUGAAGGCUUGAAAAAUAUCUUCUCAAAGUUCGGCGAUAUUGUGAGCGUCAAAGUAAUGACAGAUGAACAAGGUCAACCUAGAGGCUUUGGAUUUGUUAGUUUCGAAAAAGCCGACGAUGCUGAAAGGGCUGUCAAAGAAUUAGAUGGUCUUGAGUUAAAUGGAAGAACAUUAUUUAUCGGUCGCGCUCAAAAGAUAGAAGAACGCAAAAAAAUGCUAAAAGAGAAAUUUGAUAUCCCCAAAACAGAAGAAAAAUUUCGGUAUUCUGGAUUUAAUCUUUAUGUGAAAAACCUUGAUGAGGAUUUUGAUGAUGAACGAUUGUACCAAGAAUUUAGCAAAUAUGGCGAUAUUAGCAGUGCCCGUGUAAUGAUGCAAAAUGGUCGCUCAAAGGGUUUUGGGUUUGUUUGCUUUGACCAACAAGAAGCUGCAGAUAAAGCCAUAAAAGAAAUGAAUGGUCGCAUUGUACUGCAGAAACCAUUGUUCGUUACCUUUGCUCAAAGCAAAGAUGAACGUAAGAAAAACAUAAAUAAUCUGAAGGAUUCUGUUCCUGAUACUCAUUCGAUUAUUCCACCAGUUACUGCAAGCUACUAUUUGCCGACACUUCCCAGUCGCACCUCUUACCCAUCUCAAAUGCAUAUCGGCAACGUGUCACGUUGGCAAUCGCCAUUGAUACAUCAGAUUCCAAACCAAGUAAAUUACAACAGGCUACCAACAAAUCAUUUGAAGCUGAGAAAUAGUCAGAAUACUCGCCCUUUUACUGGUCAACCAACUGGCUACAGACAAAAUAUCUCGCCGUCCUUCAGCGGGAGUGGUCCAAGCUUUAUGAACACGCGCCCAUUGUACGAUAAUAGUACUCAUGCUCGUAACAUGGAGGCACUAGCUAUGCCACACCACUUGCACAAUGCGUCUUUAUUGCAUCAUACGAUCAAUCCAAUCCCUCAACAAUUCAAGGUUCCCACACAGUUAACCAAUCUAUUUCAAAUACCGAGUGUACAGCAAACAAAACCGGAGUUUACUGAAAAAUCUCUGGAUAGCCUUUCUGCCGUCUCUCCUCAGGAACAAAAGCAUUUCUUGGGAGAGCGUUUGUUUCCUGAAGUCAAGAAAAUAAACGAUAUAAUGGCCCAGAAAAUUACUGGUAUGCUUCUUGAACUAGACUCUUCCGAUAUUAUUCACUUAAUUGAGUCCCCCAAUGUGCUGCGAGAAAAAGUUCGUGAAGCUGAAAUGGUAUUGCAACAGAAUACGCGUGAGAAAUCGUUCGAGUUGGACAACACCAAUUUAUUCUCAGCUACCAUGGGCUAUGCUUGAAAUUACUGACGUUUGUUUAUUUUCGCUAACUAUCUGCAUUAACUUUGUCGUUGCUUUACAGUCAACUGAACUUUCAAGAAUUUAACCUUUUGAAAUGCAACUACACAAUGUCUUCACACUCGGUGGAAACCUAAUUUAAAUUUUAAUGUUACUGAAUUUCAGAAAAUGAGUAGAAUGCUUUUUUUAAAAGCAUUGGCAUUAAUUGGAUUAAAAAUAAAAAUAAAAACUCUUCGAUCGUUACAUGUCAAAUUUGAGGACUUAAUUUUUAGUCACGUCUAAAAUUCAAAAAUAUUUUAUGUACCGUCUGUAUAAUUUUGCUGAAUAAAAUAAAAAAUAUAUAUUGUAAAUAUAUACAUAUAGGACAACUUUUUUAAGUAUUAGUUUACUACAGGAAAGUUUUAGAUAGGGAAGAGCUAAAUUUGUUUUAACUAAACCUUGUAAUAUCUGAAAAAUGGCUUUCUUUCCAUUGUCUUCUUGCAUGAAUUUUAAACUUUUAAAAGUGAUUUGAAUUUUUUUCAUUUUUUUUCCUGCUAUGUAUAAACUUGUAAUUGAGUGACUAAACUGAUUCUGUUUUUAUUUCAACCUAUUUUUAAUUAGAAUUUCUUUGUGUUCGAGAAUUUUCUUUACUGUUGUCUCUGAGAAUAUAUUGCUCUUUAAUAUAAAACUUUUUCUAAUUCUUGUAGAGCAUUUGCUACAAAUGAUUAUAUUGGCAUUAAGCUAUCGAAGUAAGCAUUUUAAAAGGCCCAGCCUCCUCUGGAUUUAUGCAAGCCUUCAGUAAAAGGUUUCAAAUCUCGAUGCGAUACAUUCUGGACAAAGCUAAAUAAGCCAUAAAAACGUUUAGGUAAUUUUCUAGUGUCGUUUUCAGCUAGGUGCAAUAUUGGUGCGUUAAAGGAGGGCUAUAACUGAACCCAUUUCUGGUAUUAUGUCAAUAUUCCCACCUUUUGACUGUCUGAUUUGAACUUGAUUUCGAAUCUGACAUUUUUGGCUGGUAACAAAUUUGGCGUUAUAUUUUAGAGAUUGUAAUUUUCCUUUCUUUAAUUUUGGGACGACAUAAUACAAUAGCUAUUUAUAUAAGAGAUGGGCAUUCUGUAGCCCGCGGCCUUAUUUCUUCCGGUCUGCCGUUCUUUAGUACAUGACAGUCUAUAUACAAAAGUGUUAAAGAAAUGAGGGUUGUCGUUGGAUGUGCUAGAAACAGCCAAAUCACCCUUAAAUCCUUUUCUCUCUGGAAAUUUUUUGUACCGAAAAUGCUCUUCCCAUUGUUUUGGAGUGCAAAGAAAAAAAUUGGUCUGAAGUGGGAUGAGGAAGUAGGGUGUGAAAAAGCAUUUUCAAAACUAAUUCGUACAAAGAUGACCCAACCCCAUUUUCGAAGGCUAUGGUUUAAAAAAAAAAAUCCCGAAAAAAAAUAUCCCCACAAAUUUCUUUAUAAUCGUGAUCUAUGCUGUUUGAAAGGGAUUUGUGUAAAUUUUCAUUAAAAGAUGCCCAUCUUCCUGAAAGUUACGAGAAGGAAAAAAGUCCGGUCUGAAUUUUCUGAAACCUUUCUCCGUCCACUCUCAAAUUCUUUCCCGUAAAUUCCUAUAUACUCUGAAGCCAUAACGCCUAAGCCGUAUUUGUAGAAAAUUUUAAAGUAUCUAUUUUUCUGGA
Messenger RNA from Octopus bimaculoides (California two-spot octopus), 3650 nucleotides. RefSeq names its product polyadenylate-binding protein 4-like. NCBI's taxonomy places the organism in Eukaryota, Metazoa, Mollusca, Cephalopoda, Octopoda, Octopodidae. Gene Ontology annotation, molecular function: RNA binding. The record is from RefSeq and is a predicted model, not a curated record.